AUGCCUUACCGACAGAAUGCAUCUGGAACAACACAGUCCAGUAGUGUGAAGGCGAGCAAUACGAGAUCCGACGACUCGGAUAGCAGUGGUGUUGCCGUCGCAGGAGUCGACACUCUUCCGUCCAAGAAACAGCCGCCUUCUUCCUUCCCGGCCGCCUCUAUGACAGUAUCGACGACGACCGCCAAACGCGACUCGGGUGAAAAUGCCACAACAACUCGCAGGAGACAGUCGUCCAUCCCCAACGCCACAAAAACCCCGAUGGGUCCGCGUCCCUUGGACUACGGUAGCCUAGGGAAGAGGUCGGCCAGCAACUCGAUAACUCCCCAGUUUAAGUCUGUACGAGGCGCCUCCGCCGUUGCUUCCCACGAUCCAUACACCAACGAACUAUCCAUAAAUGACAUCUCCAGAUUCAGUUUUGCAUCUAUACAGGCGAAACCCCCAUCGCGAGACGAUCGUGAUGGCUCGUUGGAUUUCGGGAAUUUCCUGGAGCCGACAUUCAACUUCGACGAUUUCCAAGACACAAUUGUUGGCACUGAACCCAGUCUGAACCAUUUCCCUCUACCCGGGCGAGGGACAACAGCCAAAGCUCCUCCCGCCUCUGACGCGCCUGCACCCGACCAAAAGAAGACACCUGCACAGCCAGCGAUUCCCGUACCAUCUCGGAAAGGUUCUGGUGUGGUCCCAGUAACCCGCAAAAGUUCUACUGCGUCGAAUAAUUCGAGGAAUUCUGUGAAGUCUGACUCCAUGGCCACGGCCACAACAUCGAUCCUUCGAGGACGGAGACAGAGCCAUUUCCCGCCCAAUUCAUUCAACAACGCAAACGGUGGCCCCAAAGCACCGAGAAAGUCUGUGGGGCCAGGCACCUUUGUUGCCCCAGAUAAUGCAGAAAAGUCAACAGUGAGGAGACGGCCGAGCGCAGGGGGCAGGAAAUCCAGUACGGAAAGCAGCAAGAACUUGUCCCUGAGACAGUUAUCUAGUCGGACUGAAGGGAGUGGAGCAGAAGAUACGAAGACUCCGAGCACGACUAAAUCAAGGGCAUCAUUAGCUCCCAAACGACAAAACUCCAAAGACUUGCUCACUCCUUCGAGGACACCAGAUCCAUCACGGUCAACUUCGACUACAACUCAUAACACGCCUACGAGAAGGAGUGGGACGCCUGGGAGGACAACCACACCAGGGGGAAAUGCUGACCGUAACCGGCGGAUAUCUGUCAUGCCCCAUCAUGCGACUGGGUUGGGGGCUCGUACCGUCAGCCCGACCGAUGCUCGCCGCAUGAAACGAAUGUCGAUUGUUCCCCCAGCACCACCGUUGCCUCAAAGCCGGAUCUCACAAGCUCCCCCAACUCCUCAGCCUGAACCUAUACCCCAGCUCCCUCAGUCCGAUCUACAGUCUCCAGCGAUACCAAACCGCAAGAGCUUGACGCCGUCGUCUUCACGGACCACUCCGGAUCCCAAUCGCAAAUCCUACAGCUCAGGUCAAUCUUUGUCAUCAAAUACUAGUUAUAAUUCUGUUCGAAAUGUUGUCAAUAUCCCCGUCAGACUUCCCCAGCCCGUCAGCUCUUCGAGAUUGCCUACAGCGAAACCCCGGCUCGAUAUUUCCACAACCACCAACUAUGAGUUGGAAGUGCCGCCUGUCCCUGCUAUACCAAAAGCUUAUGAAUCUCCCGGGAGUGAGCUGGACCAACCCUUCUUCUCGGCGAGGUCCUCCAGUCUGCCGCCAUUUGAUGGAGCUAUCUCUGCGAGUCCAGUGGUGUCCACUGUAGCUGAUGCAAUGAAGGCAUUGGAGACACCUCGCGCGUCCAGCAAUGUCUCGCAUAGUCCCGCAUCACAACCUCAGCCUCCUCCAGUCGAGCCCGAGCUCAAGCCCAAAUCGCAACCACAGCCACAUCCGCAACCUCAGGCAAAAGCGAAUAAGAAGUCGCUCCAGUCGCUCAGGCUACCGCCAUUGAACCUGUUGCCGUUGAGCACGCCUACCUCUGCCAAAAUCAGGUCACUGAAUGCAAACUCCGAGACUGGGGAGCUUCCGGUGACACCACCUGGAAUUCGGAACACCAUGAAAACACCGAGCACACCUAUGACGGCUUCCAAGGCAAGUUUCUUUUCUAGAGGACCGAAAACUGCCGACGAGGGCACGACAAUGCGAAGUAGCACCUCGCACCAUGCUCUACGGUCGGAUGAGCUGCGACCGCCGAGCGAUAUCAGUCCAAACUUGCCGGUAUUCUCUUUUGAAUCCGACAAAAGUCGCACAAUCUCACCAUUUGUAUCUUCCUCCCUACCCAAGAGCAACGAUGAGUUUUCGAACUAUAUGCGACCCAACUUCAUCAACGAGUUGAACAGGAACCCAAGUCAGCCUCGACCCAACGGACCUCGUGCCCCUAGCUUCUCAAUCACACCGAAAUCCGAAGCUACGGUCGUCUCAAGUCCGGCAGAAAAGCUUACCGAGAGUGAAUCUGUGUUCUCUACAACCUCGCUCAGGAGGAAAUUGAGUCGCAAACGGAGUGAGUCGAAGUUGCCAGAAACAGCGACGCAGGAUGAAGACUUGUCCAAGUAUGAUAACAUGCCUCCGCCAAAGCUUCCAGCGUCCGCAAGCUGGGCCAAUAUCCAUACUGGGGCUGCAAGUCCUCAACGGCCGUCUUACCUCAGGUCCCGGAGACAGACAUCCACGUCUAGCACAAACAACGGUCCAGAACGAAAGGAGAGCUUUGACAAUACCGUGUCAACUGGUCGUCCAUCACUCGAUUCUGGGAGAAUUCUCGCAGCUAAUUCGCAUCGGUCGGGAUCCCUCUCGUCUAGCGCUCUCAACCUUACUGCCCAUAAACCAGUACAACGUCAACAAGAGCAACCACCUUUAGAUCGCGACGACAUGGUUGCAGAAGAUGAAAUGAAGAAGCUCGCUUCGAAGAGGAAGGACUUUGAAUCAGCCGCACGGGAGUUGGACAACCUUCGAGCGCGGGCCAAACCUACCACUCGCAUGUCACACGUUGCUGCCGCGCGUAUUUUUGACCUGAAUAUCUUUGAACGAGGCGAGAUUGUUGAUUUCCCGGACGUUUACUUCACGGGAACUCUCAACGCAAGGAAAAUUGUGGGGGAUCCGGGGUCAACUUCCACCAAUUUCGGAUAUGAUGAUGAACGCGGUGAUUACAAUAUUGUUGAAGGAGAUCAUCUGGCCUACCGAUACGAGGUUGUUGAUCUUCUUGGGAAAGGUAGCUUUGGACAGGUUGUACGCUGUGUUGAUCACAAGACAGGAAUCCUUGUUGCAGUAAAGAUCAUUCGCAACAAGAAAAGAUUCCAUCAACAGGCUCUUGUGGAGGUCAACAUCCUGCAAAAGCUCAAGGAAUGGGAUCCUCACAAAAAGCACAGCGUUGUCAAUUUCGAUCAAAGCUUUUAUUUCCGCGGCCAUCUUUGUAUUUCUACCGACCUCCUGGGUAUGAACCUGUACGAAUUCAUCAAAGCGCACGACUUCCGAGGUUUCUCGCUGAAACUGAUCCGACGAUUCACGAAACAGCUUCUCCAAUGUCUGGUCCUUCUGCAGCACCACAAGGUUAUUCAUUGCGAUCUCAAACCAGAAAAUAUCCUCCUCGCGCAUCCUGUCCAUUCUGAAAUAAAAGUGAUUGAUUUUGGUUCCAGCUGUUUCGAGCACGAGAAGGUGUACACUUAUAUCCAAUCCCGAUUCUAUCGGUCACCCGAAGUCAUUCUUGGAAUGUCUUACGGCAUGCCUAUCGACAUGUGGAGCGUUGGCUGCAUCCUGGCAGAGCUUUACACUGGUUAUCCAAUCUUCCCAGGAGAAAACGAGCAGGAGCAACUUGCCUGCAUUAUGGAAGUCUUUGGUCCUCCAGAAAAGCAUCUCAUUGAGAAAAGUAGCCGGAAGAAGCUCUUCUUCGACUCGAUGGGUAAACCUCGCUUGACGGUAUCUUCUAAGGGAAAGAGAAGGCGGCCGAGCUCCAAGGAUUUACGACAAGUCUUGAGAUGUGAUGACGAAGCAUUCCUAGACUUCAUAACUAAGUGUUUGAAGUGGGAUCCGACACGACGAAUGACACCUCACGAGGCGAACAAGCAUGAAUUUAUUACAGGGAUCAAAAUGAGCUCGAGCGCUGCCAGGAGGAACACCCAGUCCGCUGUGAACUCACCAGUCAAGAGAGGGAACUCUCUGACCACCACCGGAGGGGGCAUUAGACCACUGCCACAACCUCCAACUACCUUGAAGGCGCCAGUUUCAGGUCGACAGGAGACCUCUCCAAACAAGGGAGGCCCACGGCGCCAGUCAACCAUGACUGGGGGCUUUCAAGCGACAUCACAAGCCAAGCGCGCGUCACAUGCGGCGAUGACCUCGUCGGCGUCCAAUCCGAACCUGGCAAGACUGACUGUCGGCCAAAGGAGUCUGAGUAAUAGAUCUGAUUUAGCUGCAGCGGCGGCGGCGGCCAGUCUAGUCAAGUGA
This is a messenger RNA of Fonsecaea nubica, 4434 nucleotides long. RefSeq lists its product as hypothetical. The coding region runs from base 1 to 4434 and encodes 1477 amino acids. Gene Ontology annotation, biological process: peptidyl-threonine phosphorylation; peptidyl-serine phosphorylation. The transcript is spliced from 4 exons. Gene Ontology annotation, molecular function: protein serine/threonine kinase activity; ATP binding. Lineage: Eukaryota; Fungi; Ascomycota; Eurotiomycetes; Chaetothyriales; Herpotrichiellaceae. The record is from RefSeq and is a predicted model, not a curated record.